AUGGCAUCGCUCAAAGAAUAUGCUCUUAAAGCCGCCUCCAAAGCAAGAUCACACGUUCUCACACACUCUCAUAAUAUCUACCCAUGGCUCUUCGUUCGCAACUGUGAGGAAAUUGAAGAAGUCUUUAUCAAAUGGCUGCGGGAUCGAGCAAAUCUUGACCGCGUCUCAGAACAAACCGGAACACGGUUCGCGGAAGAUCCUUUCAAUAAUCUGGUGCAAAAAUUUGCAAUUGUAUGGACACAGAAAACAGGCAAACUUGAACGCCCGUUUCCCGGAAAAUACUUGGUGAUUCUAGCACUGGAUCGACUGGAUUCGGAUAAUGGACUUCCAAUACUUCAAGACAAAAGUGGCCUCCCUGUGGGAUUUCUAGACCCCGGUGAUUUUGUUGUUAUAUCAGGCGAUGAUACUGUAAUCCUAGGAGAUGGUUCCGGGGGAAUAACCUUGUUUAUUAUACUAAAUUUCUCAUAA
Microsporum canis CBS 113480 is the source of this 468-nucleotide messenger RNA. RefSeq lists its product as hypothetical. The coding region runs from base 1 to 468 and encodes 155 amino acids. NCBI's taxonomy places the organism in Eukaryota, Fungi, Ascomycota, Eurotiomycetes, Onygenales, Arthrodermataceae. The transcript has 2 exons. The record is from RefSeq and is a predicted model, not a curated record.